AUGGAGAUAGAAAAUCCUCUCUUGGAACCUCAGAGCCGGUUACAUAAGCACCAGCUGGAUACUGGGGAUGAGAGGUUCAGGAGCCACUGGUGCUGCGCUGAGACGCUUCAAAGCCUUAUUAAGAAUGUCUGGAUCCCCAUGAAGCCUUACUAUACCCGAGUUUACCAGGAGAUUUGGGUAGGAGUGGGGUUGUUGGGCUUCAUUGUUUAUAAAAUUGGGAGUGCUGAUAAAAGAAGUAAAGCCUUGAAAGCUCCCAGUCCUGCACCUGCUCAUGGUCACCAUUAA
This is a messenger RNA of Camelus dromedarius (Arabian camel), 285 nucleotides long. Its product is annotated as ATP synthase subunit ATP5MJ, mitochondrial-like. NCBI's taxonomy places the organism in Eukaryota, Metazoa, Chordata, Mammalia, Artiodactyla, Camelidae. The record is from RefSeq and is a predicted model, not a curated record. Gene Ontology annotation, cellular component: mitochondrion. The transcript is spliced from 2 exons. Bases 1 to 285 code for a protein of 94 amino acids.